AUGAUACGUGAUAUAUUUAGUCUGUUAAUUGGUGGAAAUAUGUGGAGUUACUUGGCAGACACGCGCGGGAGACGCUCCAUGCUACUGAUAGGCCUUAUUGGGAGUGCAAUAUUUAAUUUGAUCGGUACCAUCUCUUUCCACUGGGUCAUGCUACUCGUCUUUCAAUUCAUUACAGCAAUUUUUGCAUCAGGACUGUACACCAUGUCGAUGACGCUACUCAGUGAGUGUGUGCCGAUAGCAAACAGGAAUACUGCUGUGCUGAUCGUCUUCUGCGUCAUGUUCCUGGGACAAAGAUUUAUGGCAAUGUUGGCGCUGCCUAUAAUUCCUUUAGGGUUUUCAUACCACAUACCAUGGCUUGGCAUUCACUGGAACUCGUGGCGUACGCUUAUGGCGGUAUUUUCCCUCCCAUGCACCACUUCUGCUGUCUUUCUCUAUUUUAUGCAGGAAAGUCCCAAAUUUAUCUUCACGAAAGGAAAUGAAGGAAAAGCGUUGAAGGUACUGAAGACUAUUUAUAGGAUCAAUAAUAGGAGAUCUACAGAAGAUUUACAGGUCAAGGGUCUGCUAAAGGAUGAAGUUACAGCAACCAUCGGGAUCAUCUCAGCUAAGGAACGAAUAAUUCCUCUAUUUAAGGCUCCACUCCUCAAAUAUACGAUUAUCAUGACAAUUCUCAACUUGGCACAACAGCUUGCAGCUUUUUCCGUGUGGCUGCCAAAAAUCACAGACCAGUUUGUGCGGAGCAUUCAAACUGGCGAAGGCAGUGACUUAACCGUGUGCAAUGUAUUGAAUAUGCCACCAGUGCCGACUGACUCUAAUGCAACGCCUUGUGCUCUGGACGAGACUUCCCUUUUAAUAGUGCUUGGUAUAGGAGUAUUGCAGUCUAUCUUCAACUUAUGCAUCAGUUUUUUGAUCAACUUAGUAGGCCGCAGGAAUCUUACAAUUUUUGUUAUCUCAUUCUCCGGUAUCAGCGGGAUCCUCGUCAACUUAGUACCCAACAUGAUUGGCAGUGCGGUGCUCUUCAUCAUGAUGAUAAUGGGCUGUGUUGUGGUUGGCCUUUCCACUGCAAUAUGCGUUGCUUUGUUUCCUACUAAUUUAAGAGCGAUAGCCGUUGAAUUCACAAUGUUUGCUCAAUACAUAGGAAUAAUAGCAUCCAUCCAGAUCCUUAAUCUAUUAUUGGAACACCACUGUAACGUCGGUUUCUUCUUAUUUAGCUCUUUAUUAACAGCGUCUGCGAUAGUCGCUUGCUUCUUACCAAAUGAUCGGCAACCACAACCAGUAAAAGAAGCACCCAGCGAGGCGGCCACUUCUGCACAAUAG
Molecule: messenger RNA, 1314 nt
Organism: Arctia plantaginis
Lineage: Eukaryota; Metazoa; Arthropoda; Insecta; Lepidoptera; Erebidae
Source: the annotation of a GenBank genome assembly